UUUUAAAAAGUUGCAGGGAAAGCGAGGAAGAGGCAGAGGCGCAGAGGGCACCGAGCAGGGCUCCCAUCUCCAGCGAGGCCGGAGGCGACGCAGGCAGGAUGUCCGCCGCACACUUCAACCGGGGACCGGCCUACGGGCUGUCAGCGGAGGUCAAGAACAAGCUGGCCCAGAAGUACGACCCCCAGCGGGAGCAGGAGCUGCGGCUGUGGAUUGAGGACAUGACGGGGGAGCGCCUUGCAGACAACUUCAUGGAGGGGCUGAAGGACGGUGUCAUCCUGUGCAAACUCAUCAACAAACUGCAGCCCGGCUCCGUGAAGAAGGUGAACGAGUCCACGCAGAACUGGCACCAGCUCGAGAACAUCAGUAACUUCAUCAAGGCCAUCACCAAGUACGGCGUGAAGCCACACGACAUUUUCGAAGCCAACGACCUCUUUGAGAACACGAACUACACCCAGGUGCAAUCCACCCUGAUCGCCCUGGCGAGCCAGGCCAAGACAAAAGGCAACAAAGUGAACAUGGGUGUCAAAUACGCCGAGAAGCAUCAGCGCCGAUUCCAGCCGGAGAAGCUGAAAGAAGGACGGAACAUUAUCGGGCUGCAGAUGGGCACCAACAAGUUUGCCAGCCAGCAGGGCAUGACGGCGUACGGCACCCGCCGGCACCUCUAUGACCCCAAACUGGGCACAGACCAGCCCCUGGAUCAGGCCACCAUCAGUCUACAAAUGGGCACCAACAAGGGAGCCAGCCAGGCGGGCAUGACGGCCCCAGGAACCAAGCGGCAGAUCUUCGAGCCCAUGCUGGGCAUGGAGCACUGCGACAGCCUCAACGUCUCCCUGCAGAUGGGCAGCAACAAGGGCGCCUCGCAGCAGGGCAUGACCGUGUACGGGCUGCCACGCCAGGUCUACGACCCCAAGUACUGCCUCCAGCCCAACUACGCCAUGGUUGGCGAGGACGAGUACAACCACAGCCAACACAACUUCUACAACUCCGAAUGAGGGGCCGGGCCGGGGCCUGGACUGAUCAGAGACACACGCAACCAGGACGCUAGAAGAAACUUUUUAAAAAAAAAAACAGCAAGUGAUCACUUUAAAAAAGAGGAAUAAGAGGAAAUCCCGACUGCUCCCCCCAACGCUAACCUGCUCACAGAGGGUCCCCCAACCCAGCUCCCCCAACCCUAGAAACAAACCCCAACCCCCGUCAGAUUUCCCGCCCCCCUUAUUUAAGUUGUUUUUCAAUGUAUAACCCAGCACUUGACAAUGCACGGCCAUAGAGCAAGGCUCAGUUCAAUCAGGAGUAGUUGGGGUGGGGGAGAAGGGUAGAUGUAGACAUGAAAAGCCAGAAACAUUAGUGCUUUUUCACCAUUAGCACUAGUGUCUCGGCUCUGAGACACUCACCCCCCCCCCCCACCCAAGUGAUCUAGAAAUGCUGCCGCCCCCAGCCCCUUUCCUAAAGUAAGGGGAACAAACAAGUUGGUGAAAUGAACCGGCCUACGAUUGCAUUCACUGCUCUAGGUAGAGUGCUUCCUGCUUGACUGUCCAGGUAUCCCCCCUGCCCCCAGGCACCCACCCUGCAAUCCCAGGUGUGUAACACCCCUAGCGGUAAAAAGCAACAGAGGGUCCUGUGGCCCCUUUAAGACUAACAGAAGUAUUGGAGCAUAAGCUUUCGUGGGUGAGUGCCCACUUCGUCAGACGCAUGUACCUAGCGGUAGUGGUCUGAGCGGAGCAAACACGGGGGAGGGAUGGGACUAGCAGUACAGAAGGAGACGGAGCACGUUCAAGUUUAAACACACGCACUCCCCGGUCUCUGUCAAAGGUUCUCCUAACAUUUCUGGGCUUUGAAAAGGGACAGAUGCCAUUUCUGUAAAUAAGAUUCUCCGUGUGUGUAUAUAAGAGACCCACUCUAUAUACACCGCCCCCCCCACACACACUUUCCAUCUACCACCAGGACAGCACCCUCGACUAACAAGUUUUUGUGUCGGCAGGUUUUCCAGUUGCAAGUCUAAGUGAGAAACCCUCCCCCCGCACACGAACACUGUUGAGCUCCUGGAAGGGUAACCUUGCUCAUCCACCUCUGCUAUUGCCCGUGUUGGUAGGAGUAUUUUGGUGACAAUGUAAUGUAUGGGGAAAAUAAGAGUGUGAACUACUGAGAUAAGCCACUACAUUGCCUACAAGAUGGGCUGCCUUUAAAAGCCUAGGAAUAUUCCCCUUACUCUGCAUGCUGGCAAACUAAACACUUU
Molecule: messenger RNA, 2233 nt
Organism: Chrysemys picta bellii (western painted turtle)
Lineage: Eukaryota; Metazoa; Chordata; Testudines; Emydidae
Gene: CNN1
Product: calponin 1
Biological process (GO): actomyosin structure organization; actin filament organization
Cellular component (GO): focal adhesion; actin cytoskeleton
Molecular function (GO): actin filament binding
Source: RefSeq, a predicted model, not a curated record